CCCGCCCCUAUCGCCGUGGUGCAUGCUGGGCCCAGCGAGCUGCUCUGCGGCGUGAGUGCGGCCUAGUAGUGGAGUGUUCCGUUCUCUCGUGUACGUUCACGGACGGAGCUCGGGCGCCAAAGCCGCACCGGACAAGACGAGCUUUCGUUAACCUUCCAGGAAGAGAAGGAGCGGCACAUCCAGCCAGACGUCCUCUACCCAGCGGGGGUGGGAAGACAUGACUGCACUAGAAAUGGAAGAAGAUAUGCAAGACCUGAUAUCCCGCGAGAUCAGUAAAUUCAGAGAAACACACAAGAAACUGGAAGAGGAGAAAGGCAAAAAGGAACAGGAGAGACAGGAGAUUGAGAAAAAAAGGAGGGAAAGGCACAGGGAACGUGAGCGAGAAAGAGAGCAGCGAGACAGAUACCGGGAUCGUGAUAGAGCGAGAGACCGUGGGAGAUAUCAUCAUAGUAGGGAUCGGAGUCGAUCAAGGGAGAAAAUUAGAGACAGGUAUAGAGAGCGGGAACGAGAGAGAGAACGAGAAAAAGAAGCUUCAUACCAAGAGGUCAUAGCAGCAGUCGCAUACACGAACUGGGGACAGUCCCCCCAACCUCAUUCAGGCACUGGACGACUUUUAGAUGAGCAGAUGUCGCAGAAGCCCUUCCCGCAGGCCUGGCAGUGAUUGGUGUCAUUAUCUUUGAAAGGGAUUCUGCAUUUUGUACAUUCCUGUAAAUGUAAUAAAAAAUGUAAUAAAAAUGUAAACUAUACCUUAACUGGGUUUUCAGAAAAAGUUUGCAUAAUAGCUGUGCUUCUUUGUACAAUCAUAACUGUAAAGGAACUUUUUUGGGCUUUUCUAAUGUCUUUUUCAGCCUAAUUAUUCCUCUCUUCAGCGGCACAGCUAGAUACAUUUCUCUCAGAAGCUGGGGGUUGUCUCUCUUCUGUGGAAUCUGCCAGCACUGCAGUGCUGUGCCAUCCUUUUCCUUACUUCCCACUAUGUUUGUGGAAAGCUCACAGAACAGAAAUGCAGGGGCUCUUGUGAUCUUCAGAAGCAUUGUAGAAGCAGUUGUUUUAUCAGACCUAGGAUCUCGGCCAGCUCUGACACCCCUCCACUUGGAUGAAGGCAGAUGUUUUAAACAAACUGAUUUAGAAAUUUGCUAUUUUAUUAAAUGAAAUUGUGUGAAAGCAGAGUGACUCUUUAAAACGCCUUCCCAUAAAAUCUACUCAUUGGCAUUGACACAACUCUCGUGAUACAACACUAUUUAUUCCAGCAUAUUGCUUGCCAGACAACAGCCUGUUCCUAUAUUAACCUUAAACACCAGCAUCCCGUUACAUGCCAGGCCACGCUUCAAUGAGAUCUAUGCACUGAUACAGAUCAGCGGCAACAGAAU
This is a messenger RNA of Bufo gargarizans (Asiatic toad), 1367 nucleotides long. RefSeq names its product RNA-binding protein 25-like. The record is from RefSeq and is a predicted model, not a curated record. The coding region runs from base 218 to 661 and encodes 147 amino acids. The transcript is spliced from 5 exons. NCBI's taxonomy places the organism in Eukaryota, Metazoa, Chordata, Amphibia, Anura, Bufonidae.